CGCAUUCCCAUAUUAACCACCUCUAAGUGGCAACCAUGCAGCGUGGCACCUCACACGCUCCGUCAUCACCACCAACAAACACCCCUUGUUCUUGAUAUCCACCGUUUCUUUGGUUUGUCGAUCUUCGGGACGCGUUUGUUUCGAUCAUUUGUUCGGCGAUGAUGGCGACAACACCCUCGAUUUUUACUAUUCUCAACUGCGAUUGCUGUCGGAGGCUGUUUGGAUCCGAAGAUAACCCUUUCAAGAAGGCGUUUCUGAUGAAAUUUCUUCGUGGUGUUAUGGAUGUGUAUAGACGUGACGAUGAUGAUGAAGAUGGUAUUAGGGUUACUUCGAUUACCAGAAUGGUGUUUCCUUCUGGGCUUCUUCAAUCGACUGAUCAUCACCUUCUUUAUCUUACGGAAAGUUCAACAGGGCUCAGAGAACUCUCCCUACAUCUUGGGAGAAUAUUAAACAUGGAGGAUUUUCAAGGGCAAUCCACUACUGGAACGGGAGGGAGGAGAUGUCAAUUGGUCCAGUUUUAUGCAAUAAUGGCAUUUUUUCGUAUCAUUGUAGCGACAGGCAUAAACUGCAAGCAGCUAGAAGCCCUAGAAUUGUUAGGCUUGGUCUUAACUCAACAAUUGUCUCCUGAAACUUCAAUUUUAUUGUUCAUAUUCGACAGGCAUAAACUGCAAGCAGCUAGAAGCCCUAGAAUUGUUAGGCUUGGUCUUUACUCAACAAUUGUCUCCUGA
Molecule: messenger RNA, 728 nt
Organism: Camellia sinensis
Lineage: Eukaryota; Viridiplantae; Streptophyta; Magnoliopsida; Ericales; Theaceae
Source: RefSeq, a predicted model, not a curated record